Molecule: messenger RNA, 1428 nt
Organism: Cladophialophora psammophila CBS 110553
Lineage: Eukaryota; Fungi; Ascomycota; Eurotiomycetes; Chaetothyriales; Herpotrichiellaceae
Exons: 3
Coding region: 1-1428 (475 amino acids)
Biological process (GO): transmembrane transport; sulfite transmembrane transport
Cellular component (GO): plasma membrane
Molecular function (GO): sulfite transmembrane transporter activity
Source: RefSeq, a predicted model, not a curated record
AUGGUCGACCCCGGCGACGAGGACGGCAGAAUGGAGCGCAUAGCCUCCAACAACCCAGCCAUGGCCAUCCCCGCCAGCCAGAUGGUGUCGCGGCCCGAUUUCAACCGCCUGCGUUCACGAAGCAGUAUACAACAAACCCAUCGACCUGUCAGAAGAUCUGAUCCGUCGGGAGACACAGAGUCCAUUACCACCAUUUCAAAAUCCACAUCACCAGAAGCAAUACCACCGCCCUCCAAGUACGAUGUUGGCUGGCGCCGCGUGGUGCGGAACUUUUCGCCGUCCUGGUUUAGCGUGACCAUGGGGACGGGCAUUUGCUCUCUGCUGCUGAUCACGAUCCCCUUCAAGGCCGCGUGGCUGUACUGGUUCUCGGUGGUGUUCUUCGUCCUCAACAGCGUGCUCUUCACCCUGGCCUUCACUGCCUCUUUCCUCCGAUACACCCUCUACCCGGAGAUCUGGGCCGUCAUGAUCGCCGACCCUACGAAUUCGUUGUUCCUGGGCACCAUCCCCAUGGGCUUCGCCACCUUGGUCGAGAGCUGGAUUAUCCUGUGUUGCCCCUACUGGGGUUAUUGGAGCGUGUGGGUCGCGUGGAUUUGUUGGAUGGUUGAUUCCGUGGUCGCCGUGGCCGUGACGGUGUCACUACCGUUUCUGCUGAUGAGUCAACGCGACUCGCAGGGCUUGGAGAGGAUCACGGCGGCACAGCUGUUGCCGAUUGCAAGUACAAUUGUUGCCUCUGGGGCUGGAAGUGAGGUCGCCGAACUGCUUGAUUCCCCCGACCACGCCUUGGGUACAUUGAUAACUUCAUAUGUCAUGUGGGGUAUGGCAACCCCUCUCGCGGUCACGGUGUUGGUAAUGUACUACCAGCGUCUGGCCUUACACAAGCUCCCCCCACGCGAGGUCGUCGUGUCCUCAUUUCUCCCCUUGGGACCUCUAGGCAUGGGCGGCUACACGAUCAUGUAUCUGGGCAAGGUGUCCCGGCUCGUAUUCCCCCGUGUGCACUUCUUCCACAAUCUCCCGGUGGCAGGCGACGUUGCCUACAUCCUCGGCUUCUUCGUGGCGCUGAUAAUGUGGGGGUUCGGUCUGUGUUGGCUCGUCUUCGCCCUCGCGACCAUCUACUCCACGCGUCCCUUUCCCUUUAAUAUGGGUUGGUGGGGAUUCACGUUCCCCUUAGGCGUGUACGCAAUCUCAACCAUGACCUUUGGGGUCGAGAUGCCGAGCAAGUUCUUCAAGGUGCUGGGCACGGUCUUUAGCAUCGCGGUCAUCUUGCUUUGGUGCGUCGUGGCUGGGGGUACGGCUAAGGGUGCCUGGAGCGGACAGUUGUUCUACGCUCCGUGCUUGAAGAAUUUGCCCCUUCCGAAGGAUGGAGCCGAAGAGGGCGGAAGGAAAGAUGAGGAGCGGAUGGUGGACAAGGAAAAACUGUCCAGGAGCUGA